Molecule: messenger RNA, 3045 nt
Organism: Pleuronectes platessa (European plaice)
Lineage: Eukaryota; Metazoa; Chordata; Actinopteri; Pleuronectiformes; Pleuronectidae
Product: phospholipase A2, minor isoenzyme
Exons: 2
Coding region: 2285-2695 (136 amino acids)
Biological process (GO): lipid catabolic process; phospholipid metabolic process; arachidonate secretion
Molecular function (GO): phospholipid binding; calcium ion binding
Source: RefSeq, a predicted model, not a curated record
GGGUUGUGAGACGAGUUGCAUAACUCAGUUGACACAGUGGACUUUGGAAUCCAGGUUCUUGUUUUCAGGGUUGUACGUGGUCUGAGCGAAGCAGUGAGCUGCCACCCGAUCACACUCGCACACAGCAGCCUGGCACUUAUUGUUGGUCGCUGAGGAGAAAAGGUUAUAACAAAACCUCAAGCAUGUUUCACAAAUAGUCGGGUUUGGUGACACCAGCAUGACGGUGCUCCACAGGAGAGCAUUUGUCUGCCGUGGACUUGUCUCAAGCUGGUUUGUGUAAUACCGAUAUAUUUGUUUGAAUAGAGUUGCUAAAUAUACAGCACCACACACAGCUCCAACUAUCAAUAGUAUUGCACCUCAUCUGUUUACAGUAAAUGGCAAGAGUCCGUGAUCAGCACUUUACACUGGGAGGAAAAUACUGGUUGUGUCAUGUCAUAUGGGUAUAUCUGUUUUAAAUGUAAAUAUUGUACCUAUUCUUUGUAUAAUUUUGACCAUCGCCAUCCAAGAACUUUUUAAAUGUCAUUUCAUUUCAACAUUUCAUUAAGGAAGAGCUAGUAGUAUUACAGUAUGAAUGUGAAGUGUAAAUGACGGUACCUGAGCAGGUCACUCGUUGGUUUGAGCAGGUGAAAUCAUAAACCAGAACGUAGGGCAGGUCGGCGAUGGCCGUGCACCCAGGCACCCUCCUGCUCGUUGCGUAGCAAUUGUCGUGAACCUUACAGCACCUAUGGAUACAGGAGGAAAGGGGCGAGUAUUUGAAAAGUGUCUUUUUGUUUUAAAGAUGAAGACUGAAGAGAUAAAUAUUGACGAAUGUCUGUUCCCUACAUGUCUACUUCAUCCCGAGGGGUGCCUUUGCCGCUGAAGCCGCACCAGCAGCCGUAAUCAUUGUAGGCCAGGGGGUUAACACCGGGCUGGGCGCACUGGAUCAGGUUCGCAAACUGCCAUAAGGCCUUGGGCACCACAGCACCGCUGGCUAUACAAGCUGGUGGAGACACAAUAGAUCAGGAGAAAAUAAGUACAAGAUACAUAUAUGAUAGACAGAGCUAUGAGAAAAGUUAUUCACAAAGAAUCAGCUGUAUCUGUAAAGGGCUGAUAUAGUUCAUUUUCAGUCUUACCAGUGAGAAGCAGCAGCAGCAGAGGAGCCGUCAGAUUCAUGGCUGCAGGAAAAAAUAACCUCACACUGUGCUGCAGCCUGUCCUUAUAGGACGGGAGGUGUGAGAAAACCAGAGAUAAGAGGGAAACAAGCAUGUGGCGGCUGUCAGCUGGAACGUGUAAUCAGCCUGUGAGACCUGUGCAUUUAGUUCAGCUAGUAUCAGUGGUGGAAUCUAAUCAUAUUCACUCAAUUACUGUUAUUACUUCAGCAGAAAUUCAGGGAGUUGUUUUUCAUGUCACUUGAAUUCAAAAGCAAAUUUUUUACCUUUCAUUUAGCAGCAUUUCUCCAACAGAUUAAGUUACUAUUUACUUUACAGAUAAGGAUUUUACAUACAAAACAUAUGCCUUGAAAAUAUGAUGCACCGUUCUGAGAUUGCUCUACUCUUCAUCCUGGUCAUAUUCAGUCUGUUACAACAGUGUAGAAUAAGACAUUUUGAGUUCAUCCACAGGAAACAUGACACAGCUGGUCUCUUUCACUUUGGGUUCCUCCCUCAAACCUUCAUUUAUUCUCCUCUCAUUUGUUUGUCAGAAAAAAGACUAAUGCAAUAUUUUCAAAUCAAAUAUUCACCUCUACAUGUAUUCCUGCUCACUCUGGACUCACUUGAUUUAGCAUUUUCCCUUUAGACAGAAGUUAAUUUAAAAAAAAAGAAACAGUCCAACAUACAGCUGUGUAAAUAGCCAGCACUUGUUCAAGUUCCCAUGACCUCUCCUGCUCGAGCUUGAUGCUCACGUCAACACAAAAGGAAACUGUGCAUAGUACAACAUGACAAAGUCAGAUAUGUAUAUAAGCAGAAUUUGUGUUUAUAUGCAAAAAAAAAGUUCAUACUGUAUGUGAAUAUUUGUAAGUACUCACUAAACAUGUGUACACAUGACAAAAUGGAAAAGGAUGGAAGAAUCCUUGAGUCUCCUCUUGAUGUCAACAGUCAGUAUUUAGUUUUAAGCUUCAGAGCCGAAAUCAUAUCCUGUAAGAUGUCCCUGACUGGCUCCCUGACUGGCUCCCUGCUCGUCCAGUUCCUCAGCCUCCUGGCUGUGAGUACUCAGAAGCCUUUGUAUUCUCCACUCUUAUUCUUCGGAUUUUUGUGUGCAAGUCUGACUGAUCAGCGUCCCGGGUGCAUUUUGGUUUCAUGUGACGCUGAUGUUGUGUCUACCGAGUGUCCGAGCUCUGUUGCAGUUCAGGGCGAUGAUCCUCUGCGCUGCUCCUGGAAGCCAACCGGUGCUGGACCACACUAAAUAUGGCUGUGACUGUGGGCAAGGAGGCUCCGGCACAGCUGUGGAUGAGCCUGACAGAUGCUGUCAGGUCUACGACCAUUGCUACACUGAUGCCAUGCAACACGGAGCUUGCCAGCAUAUCGUGGACAACCCUUACACUGAAACAUACAGCUACAUCUGUGACGAGGCCUGCAAGACUGUCACCUGUCCGGUGGGAGUCUUCAACAACAAUUUUGUCUUAAACAUGGCAACUUUUAUCUACUAUCUAAUGAGGUUUCUUUUAUUAUUUUCUAACUGGGCCUUUGGAAGACAAGGAACAAAUUGUCCGUUGUUAUAGUGUAUGUAGCAAAUUCUUAUAUCUCUGUCGGCCUCUCAGCUGAUGACAGACGACAACAGUCCCUGUAAGAAGUUCAUCUGUGAGUGUAAGAGGAAAGCAGCCAUGUUCUUUGCCAGCACAGAUUAUAAUGAAGGACACUCUCACCUUCUAAGUGACCGCUGCAAGUCGGCUAAGUGAUGCACAGUGAGGAGAAACUCUCCGCCAGCACUCAGGAUUGUGAAAAUACUCUACUCAAGCUAUAUCCAUGAAAUUUUGUGGAGAUGUGAGGCUUGACUUAAGAAAUAAUUAAUUUAGUUUCCAAAUGAGGCCUUGGUGGAGGUAUGCAUUCUCUGAGUACCCUUCUAAUGUGU